AUGGCGGCCAGCUCCAACUGGAUGCUGCUGGCCUCGGCCGUGCGCGACGUGGGAACCGGAACCGGCGUCGCGACAACCACCACCGGCCAGUCAGCGGGGACUCGUCGGGCAGGCGGCCUCAUGUUCCACCGCCACGGCAAAGUCGACGGCCACGACCGGAGGGUCACCGACCGCGGACGGCCUCGACCGCCGUCGGCCACCGACGCGGGACAGGCCAAUGCGUGCGGCGCCGUCUACUACACGUACUGCCCGGCUCUGCUGGACGAGUACCGGGCCUCGCGUGCGGUGUGCGUGUCCAGCGGUGCCGAUCACGUGGCCGUGUGCAACCGCGGCUCGAACCGGUUUGCCAGCCUCGAAGAGUGCUACCGGGCCUGCGGACUCCUGCAAGGGCCCACCAGGGACGCCUGCUUCGAGCAGCCACUCUUCACAGCCUGCGAGAGGCAGGACGUGACGGAAACCUGGUGGUACUUCGACGGGCACCGCUGCGUCGAGUGGGACUUCCCGCAGGGCGAGUGUCCAGUCAACGGGACCGGCAAGUUGCACGCCUCGCUCAGGGAGUGCCGCGACCAGUGCGAGGGCCGGCGCGGAGGUCGCCGCGACCCGCAGUGCCGCGCUCCGGCGUCGACCACGUGCGAGGAGGACCAGCUGCGGUUCCCGUAUUUCGCGCGAAUCCUACCCAGCGGCCGCGGCCUUUGCGUCAGGGCCUCGCUGAACGCGCUGCUUACCCACCGGUGCCUCGUGGGCGCCAACCGCUUCGACAGCAUGGCAGCCUGCAGGGACGCCUGUUUGCGGCAAUGAUCGCGGGCCGCGGUUCCCGGCAGGGUCUCUGCACGCAGCCCGACCUUGGAGGCCGUGGUCGGGAGAGCGUUCGCAUAUAUAUAUGCCAGGAGGAGUCGGCUGCACUUUGUCGCCUCUGGCGACGCUCUUUCUCAGAUGUUCCUAGACCAGGAAGCGUUCAUUAAAAGUAUUUUUCGCAAUGUCGUGGGGCACAGGUACCGUACGUGUGUCCCAGCUUGCGUUAGCCAAGUUGUGCAAGAUACAGAGAUAAUAAAUACGGUGUUCAGACGUCUG
This is a messenger RNA of Dermacentor silvarum, 1071 nucleotides long. RefSeq lists its product as uncharacterized. The transcript has 3 exons. The coding region runs from base 1 to 798 and encodes 265 amino acids. The record is from RefSeq and is a predicted model, not a curated record. NCBI's taxonomy places the organism in Eukaryota, Metazoa, Arthropoda, Arachnida, Ixodida, Ixodidae.